UCCCCAUCCUCCUUCACCCAUCCCCAUCUCUUCACCCCAUCCACGCACAUCGCGAAUUCCUUCGUUACAUUCCCCAGACCCCUGCAUAGGUUGUCUAUAAGAAGCCUACUGCUUCUCACAGUUUCGGACUAUGGGUAACCAGCAGUCCAACAUCGGCGGAGGCCCCGGUGGCGAUGGAAGAGAUGAGAAGGACAAGAAGAAGGACAAGCCCAGAUACGAACCUCCUCCGCCGCCUACGACUCGUCUCGGACGUAAGAAGCGCAAGGCUGCCGGCCCGAGUACUGCCUCCAAGCUUCCAGACAUCUUCCCAACGUCACGAUGUAAAUUACGAUACCUCCGAAUGCAACGAGUCCACGACCAUUUGUUGCUAGAGGAAGAGUACGUGGAGAAUAUGGAACGCCUGCGCAAGACCAAGGCUCAGGCUGCGCUGGAUUCGGCGAACCGUAAUGAUCUCGACAUCAUGGAUCGGAACGCCGAUGAGAGAAGCCGGGUUGAUGACAUGAGAGGCAGCCCCAUGGGUGUCGGAAACCUGGAAGAGCUGAUUGACGAUGACCACGCCAUCGUUUCGAGCGCGACUGGACCGGAAUACUAUGUUUCGAUCAUGUCGUUCGUUGACAAGGACCUUCUCGAGCCUGGUGCUAGCAUUCUUCUACACCACAAGUCGGUCUCGGUUGUCGGUGUGCUCACCGAAGAAUCCGACCCCCUCGUAUCAGUGAUGAAGCUCGACAAAGCUCCCACAGAAUCAUAUGCCGAUAUUGGUGGUCUGGAAACCCAGAUCCAGGAAGUCCGGGAGUCUGUGGAGCUUCCUUUGCUCCACCCGGAGCUGUACGAGGAGAUGGGUAUCAAGCCACCCAAGGGUGUCAUUCUUUACGGUGCCCCUGGUACCGGAAAGACGCUUCUGGCCAAGGCUGUCGCGAACCAAACCAGUGCUACUUUCCUCCGUAUCGUUGGUAGUGAGCUGAUUCAGAAGUACCUUGGAGAUGGCCCUCGUCUGGUCCGUCAAAUCUUCCAGGUUGCAGCUGAGCACGCACCCUCCAUUGUUUUCAUUGAUGAAAUCGAUGCGAUUGGUACGAAGCGUUAUGAUUCUACGUCGGGUGGUGAACGAGAAAUCCAGCGUACUAUGCUUGAGCUUCUUAACCAGCUUGAUGGAUUCGAUGAUCGCGGUGACGUCAAGGUCAUCAUGGCCACCAACAAGAUUGAGACCUUGGAUCCUGCUUUGAUCCGCCCGGGACGUAUUGACAGAAAGAUUCUCUUCGAAAACCCAGACCAAAACACCAAGAAGAAGAUCUUUACCCUACACACUUCCAAGAUGUCGCUCGGAGAUGAUGUGGACUUGGACGAGUUCAUCAACCAGAAGGAUGAUCUCUCUGGUGCUGAUAUUCGUGCUAUCUGCACUGAAGCUGGUUUGAUGGCGCUGAGAGAGCGCCGGAUGCGGGUGCAGAUGGAUGACUUCCGCGCAGCCAGAGAGCGGAUCAUGAAGACGAAGCAGGACGGAGGUCCAGUGGAGGGACUGUACUUGUAGGCGUGCAGAUAUCGAUGUUGUACUUAGAUCUUCCCUAGUUGAACCGAUGUAGCGCGGUGGUAUUAGGUCAAGAAUCUAUCCUAGUGUAUCUUUACAAUAGUAGCACCGGGUCACUUUGGUGGCCUGUAAGCAGUGUUUUCACG
Aspergillus vadensis CBS 113365 is the source of this 1665-nucleotide messenger RNA. RefSeq names its product proteasome regulatory particle base subunit RPT2. NCBI's taxonomy places the organism in Eukaryota, Fungi, Ascomycota, Eurotiomycetes, Eurotiales, Aspergillaceae. The record is from RefSeq and is a predicted model, not a curated record. Gene Ontology annotation, cellular component: proteasome regulatory particle, base subcomplex. Gene Ontology annotation, molecular function: proteasome-activating activity; ATP hydrolysis activity; ATP binding. Gene Ontology annotation, biological process: proteasome-mediated ubiquitin-dependent protein catabolic process. Bases 131 to 1522 code for a protein of 463 amino acids. The transcript is spliced from 4 exons.